Messenger RNA from Panthera uncia (snow leopard), 5749 nucleotides. RefSeq names its product guanylate-binding protein 4-like. The transcript has 14 exons. The record is from RefSeq and is a predicted model, not a curated record. Gene Ontology annotation, biological process: defense response to protozoan; defense response to Gram-positive bacterium. The coding region runs from base 2554 to 4635 and encodes 693 amino acids. NCBI's taxonomy places the organism in Eukaryota, Metazoa, Chordata, Mammalia, Carnivora, Felidae. Gene Ontology annotation, molecular function: GTPase activity; GTP binding.
CCGCACGCACCUGCCGCGCCUCUCCUCACACGCGCGCUCUCCCGCCUCGGCAAAACAAGCGAAGACCCCCGCAGUCAGAACCGGAGGAAAAAUGCUUUCGAUUUCUGUCCUCCCCAUCCCCACCCAUGCCUGCAUGGCUGUAAUAUCCGGCGGCUCUCCUGCUUCCAAAGGGAACAGUUUCCUGAGGAACCAGACGCUGGCGGAGAGCGCGAGGGGCGAGCGAGAGCUGCUGAGAACUUGUCCCCUGACCGCAGCGCCAGCGCCACGUAAGUUCGCUCCUAAACCCGGCUUUCCGCGCGCGCUUCGGCUACCAGGCUAACAACACAGGCCCACGCGCAGGCUCCGCGCCGCCCGCGGGAAGGCAGCGGGAGGCCGGCGCGGGGCGCUUUGCUCCCGCCACUCGGCGAGUGCGCGUCCACGCGGGCGCCUGGGGGGGGCGACGGCGCGCGCGCGCCGCCGUCGCGGGAGGCGCCGCUCCCCCUCGGGCGUCCCGGGGAGCCCGGCGCGGGAAAAGGACCCGUGCGGGCAGCCGUGGCUGCGGAAGUGGGGGCCGUAGCCUUCCUCCGGCUGGCUGGCGGAUAGACCCCCGACCCCUCCUCGCAGGGAUGCCGGGUGAGGUCGCUCCCUCCGGGCAGCCCCUCCCUCCUCCGCUGUGUCCUGCCUGCCCCCUGCUGGGCGCCGGGGAAAACAGGCAGGCUGGUCCUUAUCUCCCCUACAGCUUCUAUCCCAGAAGUUUGUCUCCUGCGCAUGUUUGUGCUAGUCAUAUUUAAUACAUACCUACAGCAGAGAUGUAUGGAGUAAAUCAGUCUCACUUACGCUAAUCAAUAGUUAAAAAUAAUUCUAAGGUUUAACACUGUUUAUUGUGCACUGUUUAUAAAUGUGUGUUCUAUGCACAAACUGCAUCAGAAUAUCUUAUGGUAUUUGUUGAAAAUGUAGAUUUUGGACAUUUUUACCAUUAUUUCAGAUGAUUCUUAUAGACAGUAACUUUCGGGAACUAUUGACCAUCUAACUCCUUCUGAUAGAACUAUCUCGUUCUAUUUAUUUAAUUUGGAUUUAAAAUCAUGUUAGCUUCGACAUCUCAGUCCUGCUUUCUGUCGGUGUCCGCUUCACAUUCACAUUAACUCCUGGAUGAGAGAAGUGUCACUGUGUCUGUCCAAAAUGGUCCUUCACAUGAAUUUGGAAUUCUACCUUUCCUGUCUUCUCAGAUACUUAGUUUACUUACAUAGGAGUUACAAUAUACCAGCUAUGGAUUUAGGUUGCCAUAAAUGUCAUGAAUUAUUUAAUACUCCCAAUGGCCUGUGAUGUAGUCACCAUUAGUAGUCCAAUCUUAGGAGAAUACUAGUAAAAAAGAAAUAGGCACAAAGAGAGUAAGUAUUUUUUUGGUGGUCCAACAGCUCAUAAAGAAUGGAUCCAAUAUUUGAACCCAGGCACUCAGGCUCUAAACACAAUAUAUCAUGGUGCCUCUCUUCAGUUGUCACUCUUGUUCCUGCUCUAAUAUUAGUUGUACUAGAGCUAAUAUUAGUUGUACUUCUCUGUCACCAAUGCCUUUAGGCAGCUUUGUUUUAUAAGCUAAAAGUCCAUGAUUAUUUGUUGUGCAAUUAAUAAUUUUUUUGUUUACUGCAAGAAAUAAAUGGACAAUGUCUAAUUUCACAGAAUAUAGAGGCAAAAUAGAAUGUUGAGAAGUAUACAAAAAAGUAUUCCUUAUCCUGAAAUUAUGCUUAGUUGCUCUUUAAUAUUUCAUUUAGUGUCUCAAAUGAGGUAAGAGUUGUUGUUAUGUGUUGGCAUUAGUCUGUCCCAGAUGAGACAGGAUUGUGUUUAAGCAUUACACGUACUCACAAUGAUGGUACAGGAGUGGUAUGCAUACCUCUCUCCUGAGCAUGAGAGUGUCUUCUUCAUGCGCUCCAGGACAGCCUGAAUGACUGUCAGAGAAACCCCACCUUGGACAGAGAGCUGGAAACAGUAUGGAACACUAUUGUUCAACACUGUCAUAACAAAAAUAAAGGGACAGUCAAAGCUCCAUGACUAAUCUCUGUCUCUUUGUCUCAUGAAACACUCUACUCACUGAGAGGGAAAUAUUCAAACUUUCCCACAUGUGGGACUCUGUCAGAUCUGGACACAACCUCAAACAUCCACACUACUGGCUCAUUUCUCUGUAAGCCUAUAAACAAAAAUAAAACAUUAUAAAGCCUAGAAAUGUCCUUUUCUUCCAGUUAAAUAAAUCCUGGAACUAUAUCUUUCUCUAGUCAUUAUAAAGGUAUUUCUGUUCUGCUUUAAGAGAGAGCUCCAUUCUUUACUGUUCUCUCAUGUCACUCCUCCUUCACUUGGACACCAUCCUGUGCAGAUGUCUAUUAUGGCACUUUUCUACUUAUGCUGCAAUAAGUGAUUAUUGCCUAUCUUUUCCAAAAUACCAUAAGCUCUUGAGAUAUAAUUACAGGAACUGGAAUCUGAGCUAAAGUGAUGUGUGCAUGAUCAAUUAUCCAGGAGAUAUCCUUGAAGGAAGGUGACCCAGAGUCCUUCCUCUUUUCUUCUUCUGCUGGAUAGAAGGCACAUGUGAUGGUUACCAUGGCAGCUGAACCCAUCAUGAUGUCACCCAUUUGUCUAGUGGAAAACCAGGAAGAGCAGCUGAACCUGAAUCCAGAAGCAUUACAGAUUCUUAAUAAGAUUUCUCAGCCUGUGGUGGUGGUGGGCAUUGUAGGGCUGUAUCGGACCGGAAAAUCCUACCUGAUGAACUGCCUGGCAGGACAGAACCAUGGCUUCCCCCUGGGUUCCACAGUGAGGUCUACAACCAAGGGUAUUUGGAUGUGGUGUGUACCCCACCCCUCUAAGCUGAACCACACCCUGGUCCUUCUGGACACUGAGGGUCUAAGUAACUUGGAAAAGGAAGACCCUAAGAAUGACUCAUGGAUCUUUGCCCUGACUGUGCUUCUGAGCAGCACCUUGAUCUACAACAGCAUGGGCACCAUCAACAGCCAGGCCCUGGAGCAGCUGCACUAUAUGACUGAACUAACGCAGCUGGUCAGGGCAAAGUCCUCCUCAGACUACACUGGGGUAGAGGACUCUGCCAAGUUUGUGAGUUUCUUUCCAGACUUUAUUUGGGCUUUACGAGAUUUCACAUUGGAGAUGAAGAUAAAUGGAUACUCCGUAACUGAAGAUGAGUACCUGGAGGAUGCCUUGAAGCUGCUUCCAGGCACAAAUCCCAAAAUCCAAAAUUCCAACAUGUCCAGAGAGUGUAUCAGACAGUUCUUUCCAAAACGGAAGUGCUUCAUCUUUGACCGGCCUACAAAUGACAAAAAUCUCUUAGCCCAUAUUGAGAAUGUGCCAGAAGACCAGCUGGACAGUAGUUUCCGGGAGCAAUCAAACAAAUUCCGUACCUAUGUUUUCACUCAUACAAAGACCAAGACCCUACGAGAGGGAAUCAUUGUCACUGGGAACCGGCUGGAGACUCUGUUGAAAGCCUAUGUGGUUGCCAUCAAGACGGGAGAAGUUCCUUGCUUGGAGAAUGUGGUGACAGCUCUUGCCCAGCGUGAGAACUCAGUGGCCGUGCAGAAGGCAGCCGACCACUACAGCGAGCAGAUGGCCCAACGAGUGAGCUUCCCCACAGACACGCUCCAGGAGCUGCUGGAUGUGCAUACAGACUGCGAGAGGGAAGCCAUUACAGUCUUCAUGGAGCAUUCCUUUAAGGAUGACAAGCAGGAGUUCCAGAAAAAUCUCAUGGACAUGAUAGAAAAAAAGAAGAAAGAUUUCUUGCUGCAGAAUGAAUACACAUCUGUUAAAUAUUCCCAGGCAAAGCUUCAGCAACUUACAGAGCCCCUGAUGAAAAGCAUCUCAACAGGAACUUUCUGUGUUCCUGGAGGACACAGUCUCUACUUAGAAGCAAAGAACAAGGUUGAAUGGGACUAUAACCUAGUGCCCAGGAAAGGGGUUAAGGCAAAUGAAGUUCUCCAGCACUUCUUACAGUCCCAAGUGGCAAUAGAGAAAUCCAUCCUGCAGGGAGACAAAGCCCUCACCUGUCAAGAGAAGGCACUCGCAGCUGAGCGGGCUAAGAAGGAGGCAGCUGAGAAGGAGCAGGAGCUGCUAACUCAGAAACACAAGGAGCAGCUGCAAAAAAUGGAGGCUCAAGAGAGAGGCUUCAGGGAAAACAUAGCCCAACUGAGAGAGAAGUUGGAGAAGGAAAGAGAAAGCCUUCAGAGAGAACAGGAAAAUAUGCUGAUGCACAAGCUGAAGGUCCAAGAAGAACUUCGUAAUGAGGGAUUUGAAAAGAAAUCUGAGAAGUUGCGUAGAGAGAUACAGCUACUAAAAAAAGAGAUUGUGGCAAAUAAAGAUAAAUAUUUGUUGGAUCAAUGGAUUAUUGAUGUGACUGAUGGAGUAUUCAGUAAAGAAACGCCGGAUCAUACUGAGCGGGCUAAGAAGCAGGCAACUGAGAAGGAGCAGGAGCUGCUAACUCAGAAACACAAGGAGCAGCUGCAAAAAAUGGAGGCUCAAGAGAGAGGCUUCAGGGAAAACAUACCCCAAAUGAGAGAGAAGUUGGAGAAGGAAAUAGAAAGCCUUCUGAGAGAGCAGGAAAAAGUGCUGAUGCACAAGCUGAAGAUACUAGAAGCUUCCGGUUUCCAGCGACAAAAAGCACAGAUUCCCUGAGGAUAUCAUUGUGUGUGAUGAUUUUUAUCAGCUGAAGAAUUGCAUCAAAUAGAUUGAUGGCCUGAAACUGCUUAAAGUCUGCAUUUCCAGGAACUCGAUGUGGUUUAGGAUAUCAUCAGUUUGGGGCUCCUUCUUCUUAUGCUUCAGGAUGCUAAAUGGGACUCUUCUGUUAGGGGUCCACUAAGUGUCCUGGACUGAGAACACUAGGUGCCAAAUAACUAAUUCCCAAGCAAGGUGCCACAUCAGCUUUUACAGUUAGGUUAAACUCAAGACAGUAGAAGAAAAAUAAUAUGAUUAUAUCAAUUAAUGAAGAAAAAGCAUUUGACAAAAGUCUAACACUCACUCGUGAUGAAACCUUUCACAAAUUAGGAAUAGUGGGGUAUUUCCUCACCUUGAUAAAGAAUAGCUGAAAAAAACCUACAAGCAUACUUAAUGGUGAAAAGCUAGAUGCUUUCCCGUAAGAUUAGGAACAAGGCAAUGAUGUCUGCUUUCACUUCUAUUGAACAUCAUGGAAGUCCUAAUGAAAUAAGACAAAAAAAGAAAAGGAAAGAUAUAUAGAUUUUUUUAUGUAGAAAGUCUCAAAACAUCAUCAACAACAACAAAAAAUUCCUGGCACUAAUAAGUGAUUAUAGCAAGGUUGCAGGAUACAAGGUUUACAUACAAAAAUCAAUUGCUUGCUUAUACAUUGGCAAUGAACACGUGGAAUUUGAAAUUAAUAACACAAUAUCAUUUAUGUUAGCACUCCUGAGAAAGAAAUACUUAGGUUAUACAUCUGAAAAAAAAAUAUGUGUAAGGUCUAAUGAAGAAAAUAACUCUGUUGAAAGAAAACAAAGAAAAAUCUAAAUAAAUGGGAACACUCAGUAUUGUCAAGAUGUCAGUUCUAUAGAUUCAAUAUAAUCCCAGUAAAAAUGCCAGCAAGUUAUUUUGUGGAUAUUGACAAACUAAUUCUGAAGUUCAUAUGGAGACGCAAAAGACCCAGAAUAUACAGCAAAUACUGACGGAGAAGAAAAUGUCAGAAACUGAAACUACCCAGCUUUAAGACUUACUAUAAAAUUAUAGUAAUCAAGACUGUGUGGCACUGGAAAAAGAAUAGACAAGUAGAUCAAUGGAACAG